UUUCUUUCUUAGAAAUUAAUGUUUUCUAGUCGUGAAGAAAUAAGGGAAUAUGCUGCACAGAUAGUAUCUCUUGUAGUAUCCAAUACAGAUGAUGAUAGUUUUGUUAGUAAAGUUGCUGAAUUGACAAAAAGUAUUAAAUCCCAGAAUCUCGAAGAAAAACAUGGUUCAUUAAUUGCUUUAGGUUAUACUCUUGGAAGGAAAUUAUAUAUUUUGAAACACAAAAAUAAAGAAGCAAUACAAUCAUUACUUCAAGCUUCUUGGGCUGCAGAUGCUGUUAAAUUAAUAGCAUCACUAAUUCAAAGUAAUGAACACCAAUUAAGUAGUGCUGCUUGCUUAUCUAUUGGAGAAAUUGCUCGCAAUGGACCAUUGCCUCUUGCUAAUGAAGAAAGGUGUACUGAUGAUGUUAUGGAUCAAAAUGAAAAUCUUUUUUGUUCUAAACUUUCAUUAGUGAAUUUAUUAGGAUUACUACUAAAAAAGAAUCAGGCAAUAACAAAAUUAUAUGAACGUGCUUCUUUAACACUUGGGUAUUUGUGUGUAGGAGAUGAAAAUUUUCCUUUUAAUAAAGAAGUGAUUGAUAUCCUUCUUCAGACUGCAUUUCAUGAUAUGGAUAUUGAUGUUCAUUUUUCUGUUGGUGAAGCUCUUGCAUGUGCUUGUCUAGGACCAAGUUCUCCAUCUGCAACAGAUUUUUGGACUGUUGACAGAAAUGACUAUAAGGUAAAUACAUCAAGUCUACAAUACCAUUAUCAAAACAUUAAUUUAUUUCUUUCAAAUUUUACUAGAUAAAAAUGGAU
Molecule: messenger RNA, 791 nt
Organism: Centruroides sculpturatus (bark scorpion)
Lineage: Eukaryota; Metazoa; Arthropoda; Arachnida; Scorpiones; Buthidae
Product: proteasome-associated protein ECM29 homolog
Exons: 5
Coding region: 19-783 (254 amino acids)
Source: RefSeq, a predicted model, not a curated record